Penicillium salamii is the source of this 546-nucleotide messenger RNA. NCBI's taxonomy places the organism in Eukaryota, Fungi, Ascomycota, Eurotiomycetes, Eurotiales, Aspergillaceae. The record is from the annotation of a GenBank genome assembly.
AUGGCAGUCAGACUGCGGAAAGUGUUUCAAUAUCCCGAGGAAUCGGAUGGUCGUGAAGAACUGGACGAGGAAGAGCAAGAACAGGUCAUCGAGCAGUUGCAGAGCCAAAAUGAUACUCGCAACGCCCAGUACAGUGUCCUCUUCACUGCGCUUCCAUUGUUAGCAGCUUUGGCCUUUGUGCCUUCGGUACUAUCAGCCUCCAGUCAAUUAGAACGACUGUUCUCAUUCCUCAGCCUAGUGUCGCUGGGCACAACGGCAUAUAUCAUGAGAUGUUCUCCUCUGCAGGACCGCAAGGGCAAGAAACCCAUGAAUGCGCAAAAUGAACGUAUUGCCCGACUUCAUGCUGCUCUAGUCCCUGGAGAUGGCGCUGUAUCCUUAUUGCUGGCUCUGGUCUAUCUUUCAACCGGGUCAUCUUAUAGCAUUCGGUCAGUCUUAUACUUGAUUCCUGGAGUCAUGCUCGCCACCAUCCUCCUUGCCCAGAAUGUGAUGCGCUCGGUUGAUCUCACCUCCCUGAAGGAUCUCCAAUAUGACUACAAAGGUGCAUAG